Messenger RNA from Pelmatolapia mariae (spotted tilapia), 2837 nucleotides. Its product is annotated as 7SK snRNA methylphosphate capping enzyme-like. Bases 471 to 2354 code for a protein of 627 amino acids. Gene Ontology annotation, biological process: rRNA modification; snRNA modification. Lineage: Eukaryota; Metazoa; Chordata; Actinopteri; Cichliformes; Cichlidae. Gene Ontology annotation, molecular function: rRNA (adenine-N6,N6-)-dimethyltransferase activity; O-methyltransferase activity; snRNA binding. The transcript has 8 exons. The record is from RefSeq and is a predicted model, not a curated record.
GAGCACGAUGAAGGCAGCUAGCCGUUAGUAGCUAGUCGUAGCAGAAGUGUACUGUUAUAGUUGAAGUCACGGGCCGUUACAGAGCACACGCACACUGACAGGGACAUGCACGGGGAGCUGGGUGCGGGCUUGUGUUCAUGCACACAGCGGGUUUCCGGUGGUGUUUCGGGACUUGUUUAUCUUUGAGGGGCGUGUGUGUUUGCUCCGUGCUAGGCGGCUAGCUGCAGAAGCUAACUGUGUUUGUUUCUUGUAGUGCAAUUGAAUUAUUCAUGAGGGCUCGCAGGGAUUGGCGGAGUGAGCGACGGGGGCGGGGCUAGGACGGGGUUUCCUCGGGAUUUGGGGGGCGCACGCACGCACACGCGCUUACAAAAACAUAAACAGGAUAUUUCAUAGACUCGGAGGGUGAAGUCUGGACGGCGGGCGGUGAUCUCUACAGGACACUGUCACUGUGAUUGGCUAGACGGCGGAAGAUGAUGUCAGUGGACAAAGAGGCUGUCCUCACCCACGAGGCGCCCAUCAGACUCAGCCCCGUCUUCCCCGCUGCCAUCAGCCUAUCAGAGCAGCCGCAGCUGGCUAAACCCCUCCCCAUCAUUCGGGCUAAAAAUGGCCUCCAGCCGCCUGACGACAGUCAGCCGGCCCUUCCGGCGCCGCCUCCUCCUCCUCCUCCCCCACCGACUCAGCGAAUUGGGAAGAGGCGUUACUCCAUGGGCGUGGGCUUCAAGGGGCUGACCAAGCGUCGACGCCGCGCCAACAGCGACAGUCUGUCAGAGUCUGUGUUACCUAGUCACUUCCUGUUGGGCGGGAACAUCUUUGACCCGCUGAAUCUGAACUCGCUGUUGGACGAGGAAGUAAACAGAACAACCAAUCAGGAGACACCAAAGUGCUCACCCCUGCCGUCACGGGGCGAACACCCCGUAGAGAUCCUGGUGCCUCGUGACAUCACUGAUCCUCUGAACCUGAAGGGAGGGGGGCAGGGGGGGGAGGAUGGACGAGGGGUCCUGCUGUCCCCACUGAAGUCCAAGAGGAAGCACAGGACCCGACACCACAAAGUAGGAGGAGGGGACGGCGAAGGAGACAAGGAGGUGGCAGCAGCGCCGCUGUUUCCCCACACUGGUGGAUUCAGAGUACCGUUGUUGAAAAAAGAGGGCAGCAUUCCUCCAUCUCCUCUCCCCUGUGAGCUCAACACUGCCAUCACCUGCCGAGACGACGUGGCCCCGUCCCCCAUCCUGCCCAGGAGGCACACCCACCCUCCACCAGGCCCCCCCCACAAGCCUGGGAGCCAGGGUGACGGGCGGCAACGAAAGCGGCGACGCACCACCUCAACGAGGUCGGCAGAUGGUGCUGGAACCACCACUGUCACAACAAGCAAAUUCCAGACACCGUUAGUGGGAGGGGCUAAAGCUGCCAGGUGUGGAGGACCUCAGACUGGUUCCGCCCACCCCAGAGAGAAGAAGAACAAGGACAAACACCGCUACCAGUACGGGAACCACAGCCGUUACUAUGGCUACCAAGGUUUCUAUGGAGACAAGUGGGAGGGGCGGGUUGGGGCAGAGGAAGACCCACGGCUCCGGGUCCUCGAAGCUGAUUGGUUCAGAGACAAGACGGUUCUGGACGUGGGCUGCGGCACUGGUCACAUGACACUGGCUGUUGCCCGGAGAUUUAACCCCACCCACAUCUUGGGGGUGGAGCUAGACAAGCAGCUGGUCCGUGCCGCCAUACAGAACAUUAGACACUUCCUGUCACAUGACAUGGUGGUGGAGGACAGAGGGAAGAGGAAAGACACGGUAGCCCCGCCUCCUCCCCAACAGGAAGGGGAGGAGGGGCAGGAGGAGUUGAUGAAGGAGUUCCAACAGGCUCUCUCGCUCCUCUCCUUCCCUCUGUCCUUCAGGGUGAGUCGGGGCCCUCUCUCAGCUCCCCCCCUUCUCUCUCCUCCAUCCUCUUCCUCCUCCAGGUUCCCCAGUAACAUCACCUUCAUCCAGGGCGACUACGUCUCAGACAGCGAAGCUUGGCCUGGGCGGGGCCAUUAUGAUGUCAUCAUGUGUCUCAACGUAACCAAGUGGGUGCAGCUGCAGUCGGGUGACGCAGGUGUGGUUAGACUAUUCAAACGAGCCUAUCAGAGCCUGUCGCCAGGUGGAAUAUUUAUCCUGGAGCCGCAACCAUGGAGCAGCUACUGCCACAGCAAGAGAGCCUCGAAAACAACGUUCAGUCACUACAGGAGUUUGAGGCUCAGGCCUGAACAGUUCACCUCCUACCUGACGGACAGCGUGGGCUUCAGCUCCUACAGACUCAUCACACACACAGGUAACCAGCGGCCCAUCUACCUGUUCCAUAAAGGCUCUGCACAGAAGAAGUGAGCUCACACCUUCGGCGUCCUUCUGUUUCUAUGGAAACAGCAUUAAAACUGUGACUGAACAAGCUGAUGAUGUCGCACAGAAUAAGAGAGAGAACUGGAACCUGAUUGGAUGGCAGAACUCCUGCGGAUGUGAUUGGUUGAGUACCAAUCACCAGUAACAUGAUUUUUCCAACCAAUGAGAUUUCCUCACACAGAGGUGAUAUCAUGUGUCUGAUGCUGGGAUUAUACUGGUUGUUGAUCAGAUCAAUAAGACUGUAAACAGACUGUUAGUGGGCCUAAAGCACAAAGAAAUAACUGCGUUUCCAUUGGCCGCUGGAUACCAACAGGAAGUGGUUUUUCAUAUUUCUUCCACUGCUUUUUUUUUCCUGUCAAAAUAAAGCGACUGACUCAAAAUCUCUGAAUUAAGGCUGCUCAUUUGUCUUUCAGGUUUUAUGUAUAAAAGUAAAACAUAUUGUCAACUCCUCACAAUAUGACCUGAAUUGGC